This is a messenger RNA of Solea senegalensis (Senegalese sole), 3679 nucleotides long. It is a transcript of the gene cdca2, whose product is annotated as cell division cycle associated 2. The transcript is spliced from 16 exons. Gene Ontology annotation, cellular component: chromosome; nucleus. The record is from RefSeq and is a predicted model, not a curated record. Lineage: Eukaryota; Metazoa; Chordata; Actinopteri; Pleuronectiformes; Soleidae. Gene Ontology annotation, biological process: regulation of mitotic nuclear division; regulation of chromosome segregation. The coding region runs from base 195 to 2894 and encodes 899 amino acids.
UCCAUGAACCGCGGCUGCCGUCCGCGGCUCUGUGUGGCGUGGAGCGAAAUUUGAACCUCUCCGUGCUGCAGUUGGGCUGUGUUUUUGUUGGUUUUUAGUUUUUAUCAACAUGUUUUAAGAUGCGUGUGGCGUUUUUAUGACAUAAUUUUAUAUUUUUUUUAGUAGCAGAACCACACAGUCAAUAACUCGACGAGAUGUCUGCCGUAGAGAUUAACACUGCUAGCACUGAUGGAGAUGAGAGGGAGAAAAUGUUGUCUCCGUCAGAAGAGAGCACCCCUCCACUAUUAAACGGCACUUCUGCCCACCUGAAUUUCUGCACGCUCACACCUCGUCAGUUUGGGAUCUCGGUGCAGAGUUUUACCCCUGCACCGCCAUCGAACUGCAAAGACAAGUCUCGUCUAGCACAAAUAAAGGCAAGGCGGCGGUCCAGUGUUGGUGUCCGAGGCUCCCCAGAGACAAACUCACUCAUCCGCUUCAUGGCACAGCAGAGGAUGAAAACUCCAACAACCCAACACACUUCAGAGCAUGUCAGAAAUAGCCCCUUCCUUCCACGCGUCCCUUCCACACUGAGGCAGAAGAUGGCCUCCUUCCAGGGUCUGAUGGAUGUGGAGGAGAGUGAGGUCUGUGGUCUAAUGCCAGAGCAGGACAACAACACGGGAGAAUGCAUCAAGACAAGAGAUUGUCUGUCGGAUGGGAGCAGCAAGGAGAACCACCCACCAGUGAAGAGGAGGAGGUGCCUGGCCCCACUUGAAAGCGCUGUGGUGCAGAUUAGAAAGGCCAGCGCUCCUGUCCUCCAGUUCAAGUUUAAAGAGCAGGAGGAGGCUGAAGUACCAGUGCCACAGGUUUUAACACCAAGACCGAUGCCACCCAGUGAGACUGUGAAAGAGACCCAGGCUGUGCUGAUUUCCCCACCUCUACAUGUUGAAUCUGAGCUCCAGCCAUGUUCCCCUUCUAAGAACCAACAGCAAGACGGUGUCUUUGAACUGCAAAGCCUCAACCGACCACCAGCUGAUGAUCCUGCUUCACCACCUCACCCAGUCUCUCCCUUCCACAUCACCUCCCUCCCUUCUGUGCUUGAGAUGAAGCCCACAGGAAAGGAUGACUCCACUGGCUUGUCUGCUGUAAAGAGGAAAAAGAAGGUGCACUUUGGAGGUCCGCUCUCCCCUGAGUUAUUCGAUAAGAACUUGCCCCCCAGCACCCCAUUACAGAAGGGUUCCACUCCUGCCCGAGCACCCACCCCAGGUGGGGGCUUACUGCUGCGCUCACUGCUGAAGACACCGCAGAGAAGUGUAGCCCAGACGCCGCAAGCUCAGCCAGACUACAGCGACCACGCCGAGUUUGGUGCCUCUCCUACGCUAGCACUUCCUCGCAACUUCAGAACGCGGCCUGUGGGCGAAGAGAGUGAGGAAGCGGGAGAAAAGAUCGUUUUCCCUUCAUUGGAGGAGAUUGACUCUGCACAGUCAAAUGAUUCAGAAUAUACGUGGGACUCCCAGCCAUUAAACCUAAACGCUGCUUUCAAUGAGGAGUCUCCUUCUCACAUAGUGACAGAGUCAGAGAGUGAACCCAUCACAGCAUCCCAGGUGGAUGUCCUCGGUGAGCCUGCAUCUUUACCAGAGAAGGAGAAACAGCCUGAAGCAACUGCAGUCAGAUCUCACACCCGAAGGAAGAAGUCAGAACCGGGGUGUGAAUCUACCAGCGAGGCUCCAGCUGACUCCAGCAGUCGAAAGAGAAAGCGCACACAGGAGAGUGAACCUGUGAAGAGGUCGACACGCUCUGCUGCCAAGAUGGCCUCUGGGAAGAUGAAGAAAACCACCACAGCGACACGUCAGUGGAAAAAGGACGUGGAUCGCUCCCUGUAUGGCUCUCGGGAAUUCGCCUCUAAGAACCCCUCCCUGAGUCCCAUCACCGAGCUGCUGUCUCUCUUCAGUCAGUCCCCAGCUACACAGCCAACUCCCUCCAUCAGCUGCACGGAACAUACAGCACCAAAUGCAGAGACUCACUUGAGCCCUGAGAAUAUCAACAAUACUGAAGUCACUGGUGACCUCGCUGAGACACAUGCCUUAGAAAAUGCUUCAGAAGACUCGGCCCCAUCUCCAGACUCCAAUAAAAGGUGCAGCACAGGGAAAGGCCGGAAGCUGUCAGGGCCAAGGUCCAGAGGGAGGGGAAGGAAGAAUAGGAAGGUCGGUGUUUCUGACUGUGACUGGCUCAGUGAGGAGCCUGGGGAGCAGACUGGAGGAACCACACCAGAGCUCUGUGAAGACCAAACCUCGACAAACCCACUGUGCCACACUGCACUCGAGCAGGCAGCGGUUGAUAUUGAACUUAAUGACGAGACUCGUGCAGAUGCUCGCAGCACACACUCCGAUGGGAAAUUAGAAAGUCCUGCCAGUCCUGACUCCUUCCCAAUUUCAGGUGAAGAACUCAACUCCUCGAGUCAGCAACACGCAGCCGAGCAUUUUGGGAGAAACUCUGCCAACGGCCAAGUCGUACAGGAAUGGGAUGAACAAGUCAAGGACCAGCCGAGCCAUGAAGUGGAGGAGAAGCGACAAGGAGACCGCACAGCAAAGCAGCACGACGGCAACAGCAGGUCAGGCUCCUGCAGUCAGGAGGAGGAGCGAGUGUUUGAUGAGGACCUGGCUCCCUGGCAAGCUGACUUUAACUUUGAAGACGUGUUUAAACCUGUUGCCACUAGAGGACAGCGGUCCGUGCGCCGCAGCCUUAGGAACCAGAGCAGCAUCGUCUCCAGCAGCGGUGGCGCGGGUCUCGCUUGGCUUCCUCGAACGUCCCCCGAGUCCAGUAAAGGGGCUCGUAGGAGAACCCGGGGCCGCCGGCUCAGUGCAGCUCAACCUGUCCAACCGUCAGCCUCUGACGAGACCCACGACGACGCUUCAUGAGACUUUACACUGAGGACACGGUACUCUGUGUAUAUGAAUGAAUUAAGAUUAGCAGGAUUACAUGAUAACCUUCAACGCUCUGUCACGUAAAGCCUCCCCAUUUUCUUAAGAUUAAAUUUUACCCUUUUUUCUCCAAAGAUUGGGCUGAUGGUUGAUUUUUUUCUCUCUCCCUCUUUCUCUCCCUGUGCUUGAAUUAUUAGAGCUGACCAGUAAAUUGUUGCCAAAUUACCUCCAGUAACCAAGCCAGUCAAUAACACUGAGAGCACAGCAGUGAUGUCUGCUGACCACCACCUAAUCAAUAACCAAGCGCUCCUCAGCUGGUAAUCAGAGUGCAUCUUCCCUCUCCAUCUGCAAAGUGACUGGAUCAAGCAGGUCCAAGUCAAUAUCUCUUCUUUGUGGAUGGAUGAAGGUGGCCCUUUUUUUUCCCGGGGGUCGACGGAUUCAUGUAUAGAAUAAAGUGAAAAGCAGCGGAGAGAGAUCAAAAUAUAGGCUCUCACAAUUCUGUUUAAUUCUCUUGGACUGUUUUUUAAGUGCUCAGUGUUUUCAGCAAUGAAGAUGUUCCCAUUUGACUGCAUUAUCUGAGCUUUUAGACAGUUGGUUUGUGACUGUGACAGCCUGUCAAACUAAUAUUUUCUUGUAUAAUGCAGCAGAGUAAGUAUGAGUUGGCAUUUAAUGUGCAAAUGUUGGCUGAUGAGAUGCUUUCUCCACCAAACUGUUUUCCCUUUAAACAUGUGAUUAAGGCUGGGCAGUGAAUUCACACAAUAAAACCCAACAAUCUUCACUAA